AUGACGGAAGGUCGCUACAGGCACCUGAAGCAAGAAUGCGAGGUCUUUCUAACCGUGGACCACCCCAACAUCGCACAGCUGAGCGAUGUAUAUGAGUGGGAGGAUGGCAUAGCAAUCAUCAUGGAGUAUUGCUCCGGUGGGGAGCUGCUGCAUCGAUUGGAGGCCCAAGCGGUGUAUGAUGAAGCGGACGCAGCAGAGGCAACAUCUCAGAUGCUGCAGGCGGUGAAUUACCUUCAUGCCCACAGCAUCGUCCACCGUGAUCUGAAGCUCCAGAAUUUCCUCUACGAAUCGCCUCAGAAGGAUGCGCUUCUGAAGUUGAUCGACUUUGGACUUUGCGAAACGCUGGAAGAUGCCGACAUGAAAAUGAAGGCUUCUGUCGGCACCCUCGAGUUUUGCAGCCCGGACGUCAUCAGCGGCAAGGAAUACACGAGCCAGUGUGAUCUGUGGAGCUUGGGUGUUGUGGUCUUCAUGCUGCUUACGGGCAGGCCUCCUUGGAGCACGUCCCGGGGCUUUGAGGGCAUGCGCAAGGACAUCAGCAAGGGACUGGUCAAGUGGGACCGGCUUCAGAAUGUCUCGGAGCAUGCGACAGACUUUGUGCAGCAGCUUCUGGUUGUUGACCCCGAGCAGCGCAUGACCGCCGAAAGGGCGCUCCAGCAUCCGUGGCUUACCAAGACCGACGUCGUGAGGAAGCCCAAGCUGGGCCGCUCCGUGUUGGUGUCGCUUCAACAGUAUUCCUCCAAGUCGAAGAUGCAGCGCCUGCUUCUGCAGCUCCUCGCCCAGGAGCUUCAGCCAGAGGAGGUCAGCGAGAUGCGCGAGCUGUUCAUGAAGCUGGAUUCCGAUGCUCGGGGCACCAUCCGCCUGUGCGAUCUGAAGGACGCCAUGUGCCGUCACACGCGCAGAGCCCCGCACAACUCUCCAACAAUCUCCAGGUGGGCCCAGCAUCUGCUCAGCCCCAAAUCGCGGGCCGCGCAUCGCCACCGGCUUCGGCAGGCAACUGCCCCAUUCUUGGGAGCUCCUGCAGACGAGGCAGAACAGAUCUUUUCUAUGCUGGAUGCCAAUGGCGACGAGGAGGUCUACUAUUCUGACUUUUUGGCUGCAACAGCAAGUGUUCGAUGGCAGCUCCGGCGUGAAGUUAUGCGAAAGAUCUUCAAUCGCUUUGACAGAGACCGCUCCGGCGCCAUCAGCAUGGAAGAGGUGCGGCUGGUCUUGGAGGAAUCCUUGGAGGAUGGGAGCGUGGAGGAAAUGCUGCAAGAGUCCAAAGUGGUUCUUGACAGCAACGGCGAGAUCAGUUUUGAGGCAUUUGUCAACCUCUUCGAGAAGAAAGACGUUCUCCCCGCCUCCGAGCAUCAUGCGGUGGGUGACAUGAUGACAUGCAGCAUCCCGAGGCCCCACGCUCUGCCGCGGGAGGAUCUCCUCCGCGCCUGGGCCUGGGAUGACACGCCAAAGCACCUCGAACUAGGUCAGAAGCGGGUUGAGCAGAGAGUGGUUGGGAUGUUCGCUAGGCCAUCAAGAAGCUCAGAAUGGUUCGUCCAUGCGGCUUUGGAGAUGUCUGGGACGCUCGAGGACGAUGGCCUCCCUUCAACUGCCGACGUCAGCUGUCGCGUGCCCGUUGUGAUGGCUCUCGCGGUCUUGGGCUCGGCCCUCGUGUUGCCGGGCAUUCUCUCCAGCUCGCGGUGGAGGCAAGUCGAGCCGAGCCAUGUUUGCGGGCAUGCUUCUUUGCAGGACCUGGAACAGUUGGGUUUGCCAAAUGUCACAGCUGUGAACUGGGGCCAAUGGCAUGGUCCAUACGCCUUGCCUCCUGAACGUCUAAUCUUGUGCGCUUCCGGGGCCGCCUUUCUGUGGCUGCAAGGAGAUACAAAUCCGCUACCGUUGAACCACACAUUGGUCUCAUCCCUUUUUUUGUCAUUGCCGCGGAUGUGGCCGCAAGAGAGACUUGAACAACACGGGAGUUUCAUUUGGAUUCUAGACCGGGACUAUAACCUGAUCAUUGCACCGACAAUGCAAGAGCUGCCUGGCAAGGGCCUUCGUGAGGUGAAGCACGGUGACCUGUGCCCUGGGAAGAACUUCUUCGGGGAGAACCACGUUUCUGGCCCAUACCGAGGCAUUGCUCGACUGGGUGGGGAGUUCAAUCUUGCCGGCAACGGCAACGGUUCUGAGUGGGUUAUGCACGCUAAGUCUGGAUAUACGGCGUACCGCGUCUCGCCAGAGACAGCUGCCGAGUACUACCACGCACAGCGAGAGGCAGGCAGAAACGAAAGCGACAUCGCUCGCAACUUCCAGAGAUGUGUGUUUCGUCAGAUCUUUCGUGCCAAAGAACCUCUUAUGCGACUGCUCUGCUUCUUGCACACCAAACUGUCUGUCGACGCAUCACUUGGUGACGUUCGGAGGUGCGACAUUCGAUCCGUGGCCUCGGGAGGAUUGCCAGACCUGCAGAGCUGCACGCUAAAGCCGAGCGACGCCUUGGGCUGCAGCAUGCGGAAGGCCGACCCAGCUUCGGUGGCCGUGGUGCACCUGAUCGAUUGGUACGCGCCUGGGCAAGACAGGUGCAAUCUAACCACUGAAGACUUCGGCGCCGACUUGCAGAGAGUGGGAGAGGACGUGUUGCGGCAUGGACAACGAAGCCCUGCUGACCUUGCACCACAUGCACCACAUGGUGCAGACGUGCGGAAGGUGCAGAAGCGCAUCAAGGGCUUGAGGAAGCACUCCUGCUUAUUCUCUCCAGAAUUCACGAGCCGGCUUGGCUGCAAUGUCCACGGCUGUUUCGGGGAAGGCUUCACAAGGAAGCUCAAAGCUGUUGAACAGCGCCUGGCUGAUGAUCCUCUGGAAGCUUCGAGGCUUUGGGAGGUGGCUGCCCAAGCCUGGAGCCAGUGCCAGCUUUGA
This is a messenger RNA of Symbiodinium natans, 2880 nucleotides long. The record is from the annotation of a GenBank genome assembly. NCBI's taxonomy places the organism in Eukaryota, Dinophyceae, Suessiales, Symbiodiniaceae.